ACUUCAUUACGCCCACAGAGACAGAGCAGCAGCAGUAGACAGAGGUGACACCGAGUGGCAAUGAAACGUGUGACUGAGCGUUCAGUACACCAGAGAGAAGUGAGAUUUAGGAGUGCUGUUUUUAAACGAUAAGAUAAAAUGGGGAAGCUUCUUCUAUUUUUCCUCGUUUUGGUUCUCUGUUUGAGUGGUACGCUUCAGAAGAAAGGGAAAAGGAGAAACAAAAAGCGGAGUAACAGCUCUGAGACUGGGGUUGUUGUGCCCAGAACAUAUCUAGGGAACCUAGACACCAAACAACCGACCAACAUCAUUUUUGAUGUCCUGAAUGGGACAAAAGCUCCCGUUUCAUCUCAUUCCCUUCCAGCUCUGCGGUCCCUAAGCAACAGCACAGCCGAGAACCUCCGCGGCGCUCUGAGCACGCGGGUCAUCCCCAUCAUUUACAUGUUGGUCGUUGCUGUCGGGAUCCCAGCCAACGUCGCCAUCUUGUGCACGCUGGCCUCUAAAAUUAGGAAGGUGUCCUCGGCCAUCCUCUACUACAGCCUGGCCGUCUCCGACCUCCUCCUCCUCCUCUCCCUCUUCUUCAAGGCUCACUACCAUUUCUAUGGAAACGACUGGGUGCUCGGAGAGGCUGCCUGCCGAGUGGUCACGGCCUGUUUCUAUGGCAACCUCUACUGCUCGGCCCAGACGCUGGCCUGCAUCAGCAUCAAGCGCUACCUGGCCGUGGUGCACCCGUUCAUGUACAAAAGUCUCCCCAAGAGGGCGUUCACCGGCUGGGUCAGCGUGGCUGUGUGGGGCGUGUUUGGUGCCGCCGUCGUCCCCGAGCUCCUCGUCCAGCAGAGCUAUUGGCUCCCUGAAGUGGAACUUACCACCUGCCACGACGUCCUGCCCCGGGACUCGAACUCCCACGUCUUCCUGCUAUACUACAACCUGUUUCUGACCAUCUUCGGCCUCUUUGUGCCGCUGGUGGUCACGGUCGUGUGCUACGCAAGAAUCGUGCGCGAGCUCAACCGAUCGCACCACGACUGGACGAUGUACAUCAAGGCCAGCUCCCUGGUGUUGGUCAUCUUCCUGGUGUGUUUCACUCCCGCUGGAGUCCUGCACUUCCUCCAUUAUGUGCAGCUGUUUGCGUAUGGAACGGAUAGUUUGUACGUGUACUUUAAAGUGGCGGUGUGUUUGUGCUGCCUCCAUGCCUGUCUCGACCCCUUCCUCUUCGUCCUCAUGUCCAAGUCUGCCGGCUCCAGUCUUUACCUCAGGGGCUUUAAAGGAAAGACCCUGAGCCUGUCUGUCUGAGAGAGAGAGAAACCUGUACGUGAGAGUUUCUCUGUGGCUGGAAUCCAAAGAGAAAGCAAAACUUUAUAUAUGAUAAACGGACUUCUUGUUGUAUUAAAUGUGCUCUCUCUGCAAGUAGAAUAAUUUUUUAUUUUUACAUACAGUUUUCUUGUGUGAGUCCGUGUCAGAGGGAGGGAGUGAGAAGGCAGAUGGUCAAUAUGUUUAUGUAUGUUUAUGUUUGUAAAAAUGAAAACAAAGCACGCAUUUAUUCAUUUACAUGUAUAUAUUAUACACAUGAUUGUUCGGGUUGUUCUAAUGCACCGUUUUUAGCUAUACCUACGAAAAUAAUGCACUGUAAUUCGUAUUAAUCCCACGAAUUAACGGUUUAUUAACUGUUCGUGUCCCGUGUGAAACCAGAAGUCAACGUUGAUUUGUCACGUAACUUACGCACUUCCGAAGUCAAAUCGCGAUCUUCUCCUACACCUAACUAACCAGUUUUAUUGCCUAAACUUAACCAAAUUGAUGUUUUCCUAAGCCUAGCUAAGUAGUUUUCUUGCCUAAACCUAAGGAAGUUGUUACCUGUGAUGACGGAUGUUUAUUUUGAAAAGACUGUAUGCAUGUAACGAGCGGAAAUUGACACGUGUUGCUGGACAUUCGUAGGAAAACAAACACAAAAGGAGGCCUAAUUUUUUGUAAGAUAUGAACCGUUGUAUGAGAAUAUGUUGGAUUGUUAAUGAUCUUGUUUUCUGGUUUAACAACAACAGUCUGUGUUGUUUUAAUGUUCUCAUUCUGUAGAAUUUUCAGGGAAAAAAUAACAAAAAAAUAUUUAAGCUGAAGUCUUCCUGUGACAUUUAUGCUUGAAAUGUAUAACAGACAAGGAAUAACAUGAAAUAGACUCUUUUGUGCCUUCCUGUUCUCAUUAUGGAGCUAUGAUGAUUAAAACUCAACUAUGUCUACGCUA
This is a messenger RNA of Sebastes umbrosus (honeycomb rockfish), 2227 nucleotides long. Its product is annotated as proteinase-activated receptor 3. Gene Ontology annotation, biological process: thrombin-activated receptor signaling pathway; phospholipase C-activating G protein-coupled receptor signaling pathway; positive regulation of Rho protein signal transduction. The coding region runs from base 139 to 1287 and encodes 382 amino acids. The record is from RefSeq and is a predicted model, not a curated record. Gene Ontology annotation, molecular function: thrombin-activated receptor activity. The transcript is spliced from 2 exons. Lineage: Eukaryota; Metazoa; Chordata; Actinopteri; Perciformes; Sebastidae. Gene Ontology annotation, cellular component: membrane.